Diorhabda carinulata is the source of this 1726-nucleotide messenger RNA. RefSeq names its product mesotocin receptor-like (gene ITR). The record is from RefSeq and is a predicted model, not a curated record. Gene Ontology annotation, cellular component: membrane. The transcript is spliced from 8 exons. Gene Ontology annotation, biological process: G protein-coupled receptor signaling pathway. Lineage: Eukaryota; Metazoa; Arthropoda; Insecta; Coleoptera; Chrysomelidae. The coding region runs from base 314 to 1513 and encodes 399 amino acids. Gene Ontology annotation, molecular function: peptide binding; vasopressin receptor activity.
AGUUUCGCGCUAACGACGAAGGAGAAUGGAGUGAAACCUAUUACACAGAAUUCCAAAGCUCCUCUUGUACGCGGAAACAUAAACGUAAAGAUUUUUUAAAAAGAUAUACCAUAGAACGAUAUCAAUAAAUACAAUUUUUUCUGUGAAACGGGGAAAUUAUUGUUUAACUAGUGCUUCGAAAAUUCGUGAUAUGACAAAAAUGACGAAAAUUUUGAUAGAAAUAAAUGUACCUAGUGCUAUCCCCUGAAAAAAAUUAUUUAUUUUUGUAUAUCACAAAAAACUUUUUACCACAGAAGAGCUUCUUCAACGUCCUAUGUACAUCGGUGAGAUUUGGAUAAUGAAUUAUACUUCAAACUCUUAUGUAGAAGUUGAAAAUUCGACAAAUGACCGUGAUGAAAAAUUAGCCAGACUUGAAGUAGCAACCCUCGCGAUUAUUUUUCUUAUAACAGUGAUAGGAAACAGUAUAGUGCUACUAGCAUUAUGGAUAAGAAGAAGAUACACUGGAAGAAAAAAGUUAUCGAGAAUGUAUUUCUUUAUACUACACUUGAGCAUUGCCGAUCUAAUUACUGCAUUUCUAAGCGACUUGCCUCAACUCAGUUGGGAUGUUACUUAUAGAUUUAAAGGAGGAUCUUUUAUGUGCAAACUUGUGAAAUACGGACAAACCCUGGGACCCUAUCUUAGCUCGUAUGUAUUGAUGGCAACAGCUCUUGACAGGCACCAGGCUAUUUGCUACCCGUUGACCUACUGCUCUUGGACAUCUAGAAGAUCGAAGAUAAUGGUUUAUGCAGCAUGGGUUGUGAGUUUAACUUUCUGUAUUCCGCAGGUGACCAUAUUUUCCUUCAUCGAGGUCACACCAGACGUUUAUGAUUGCUGGGCAACAUUUCAACAAAAAUGGGGAGAAAGCACAUAUGUCAUCUGGUACAGCGUAUCCAUAUUCAUCAUUCCUCUGAUAGUUCUAGUUUAUACAUACAGCUGCAUUUGUAAAGAAAUAUGGCAAAAUUCUGAGUCCAGUUUAAGACCGUACAACAGUUACAAAACGACCACUCGCAAAAGAAAACCAUUAAUUUCUAGAGCAAAAAUAAAUACUGUGAAACAAACAAUUGCAGUUAUUGUUAUGUAUAUAAUCUGCUCAACGCCUUUUAUUGUUGGACAACUCUGGGCUAUUAGUGAUCCCAAUAAUCCAUUUUUGGAUGGUCCUGUAUUCACAAUACUCAUGCUAUUAUAUAGUCUAAAUAGCUGUGUUAAUCCAUGGAUAUACUUGGCCUUCAAUAAAGAACUUCCAAGAAUGCUACUCAAACAUUAUACCACUACGAGAAAAAAAUAUAGAGCAGCGGGCGCAGAGCAAAGCCCAAGCAACUCUUCCGGUGAAAUCCAGACAUCGGUACUACCAUUUUCGAGAUGGUCCCGGGUGAACAAUAGUGAACGAGUCGUGAAGUUCUCUGGUCGCUCCCUGAACCAUCGUUCCAAUUAUGGUCAAUACGUCGGCCGACAAUCGAUAGUGACGACCACAUGAUACGAUGGAAGUUUUUUCCGUCGAAAGAAAUGGUUUCAACAGUCAAUCUCUGAAGAAAUUAUAGAAAUUAAAUCGGUAGUAGAUGGUGAUAUUUCGGGAUCCUUUUUAGUGGAAUUAUCAGACCUCAACUAAAAGUUAUCAUCGAAUUUGUGAUAUGAAAUUAUGGUUUUUUUUAUUCAAUGAUAAAAAUUGUAAUAUAUUGUGAUUUUCUUA